This is a messenger RNA of Rubroshorea leprosula, 888 nucleotides long. Lineage: Eukaryota; Viridiplantae; Streptophyta; Magnoliopsida; Malvales; Dipterocarpaceae. The record is from the annotation of a GenBank genome assembly.
CUAUGUUAGUGCAAUUCUUCAUUUUUAGCUGGUUAAGUAGGAAUUUUUUUUUUUUGAAAUUAUGAUAUUAUGUUCAUCUGAAAGUAUGUUUAUAAAUAUUUCAAAAUGAAUUUGCUGCAGGUUGGUUUGGCAAAUGUCUUGGAGCGCAUUGUUGAUACCCUCAGAGAUAAUACUGAGGUCUCCUAUCUAUUCCUGAAACCGGCAUCCAAGAAGGAGCCUCCCGACUACCUGGACAUUAUAGCCCACCCAAUGGAUCUAUCGACAAUUAGGGACAAGGUGAGGAGGAUGGAGUACAAGGACCGAAAUAAUUUCAGACAUGACGUUUGGCAGAUUGCGUUCAAUGCUCACAAGUAUAACGAUGGGCGCAACCCAGGUAUUCCCCCCUAGCCGAUCAGCUUUUAGAACUAUGCGACUACUUGUUGGAACUUGGAAGAGUAUCGUGAGAGGCUAUCUGAUGCAGAAGCUGGUAUUGAAAGUAGGGAUCCUUAACAGCAUUUUUGUCUGGAAGACCAAUUAGCUAGAGAAAAGGGUAUACUCCUUUUGCUUUAGAAAAAAAAAUUUUUUGGUGGGUCUCAAGGGUUUGGAAUGAGAUUAAUGUAAUGUGUACUUGGAAGAGGAUAGUGAGCACUGUAGUUUCAUCCCUCUUUCCUUUUGUAUAUCUGAACCAUCAUCCUGUCUAAUAGUGUUUUGUAUGUUCAUAAGAUUUUUCUGCUUCUAACUACCAAAAAAAAAAACUCUGUUGGAGCAAGCAGCUCUUACUCUAUUGUGCCUUAAUUUUGGACCAAGUUCUUGGGUCAUCUUGUUCGAGAAGUUAGACCUAGUCCUCAUUGCAAACGAGUUCUGACCAAAUGAAAUGCUGCUUGUUUGUAAUAAAGAUACUUUAACUGG